AUGUCAUCACUUAUUUCCAAAACUAUUAAGUACGACCCAGCGAAGGAUAAAUUAAUCACAUUAGCAUGUGGGUGCUUUUGGGGUACAGAGCACAUUUAUAGGAAGUACUUGAAUGACCGUAUAGUGGAUUGUAAAGUAGGCUAUGCUAAUGGGGAAGAGUCUAAAAAGGAUAGCCCUUCUAGUGUCUCGUAUAAAAGAGUCUGUGGCGGUGAUACGGAAUUUGCGGAGGUUCUGCAAGUAUCCUAUAAUCCCAAAGUGAUAACUCUGAAAGAAUUAACGGAUUUUUUCUUUAGAAUCCAUGAUCCCACCACAUCUAAUUCACAAGGACCUGAUCAGGGUACGCAGUACCGUAGUGGAUUGUUUGCUCAUUCAGAUGCGGAUUUAAAAGAAUUAACUAAAAUAAAGGCAGAAUGGCAACCAAAAUGGGGUAAUAAGAUUGCCACAGUUAUUGAGCCAAUCAAGAACUUUUACGAUGCUGAAGAAUACCACCAGCUGUACCUGGAUAAGAAUCCACAGGGGUAUGCAUGCCCUACUCAUUAUUUAAGAGACAUUUAG
Molecule: messenger RNA, 555 nt
Organism: Saccharomyces paradoxus
Lineage: Eukaryota; Fungi; Ascomycota; Saccharomycetes; Saccharomycetales; Saccharomycetaceae
Gene: MXR1
Product: peptide-methionine-S-sulfoxide reductase
Exons: 1
Coding region: 1-555 (184 amino acids)
Biological process (GO): cellular response to oxidative stress
Cellular component (GO): cytoplasm
Molecular function (GO): peptide-methionine (S)-S-oxide reductase activity
Source: RefSeq, a predicted model, not a curated record